Messenger RNA from Gastrolobium bilobum, 780 nucleotides. RefSeq names its product probable calcium-binding protein CML23. The record is from RefSeq and is a predicted model, not a curated record. The transcript has a single exon. The coding region runs from base 101 to 523 and encodes 140 amino acids. NCBI's taxonomy places the organism in Eukaryota, Viridiplantae, Streptophyta, Magnoliopsida, Fabales, Fabaceae. Gene Ontology annotation, molecular function: calcium ion binding.
AGAAAAGAACUAAACCAGACCCUAACUUUUUCGAGAGAGAGAGAGAGAGAGUUGAGAUUUCGUUUCUCACUCUCAUCAGUUACGGACAAGAGAAGACGCCAUGGACGACGAGGUGCGCAAGAUCUUCAGCAAGUUCGACAAGAAUGGCGACGGCAAGAUCUCGAGCGCCGAGCUGAAGGAGAUGCUCCUCACGCUCGGAUCAACGACUACCUCCGAGGAGGUGAAGCGCAUGAUGGAGGAGAUUGACCAGAACGGCGACGGUUUCAUUGACCUCAAGGAAUUCGCCGACUUCCAUUGCACCGAAACCGGAAGCGACGACUCCAAGGAGCUCCGCGACGCCUUCGACCUUUACGACAUCGACAAGAACGGUCUCAUCUCCGCUAACGAAUUGCACGAAGUGCUCAGGAAGCUCGGCGAGAAGUGCUCCCUCGGCGACUGCCGGAGGAUGAUCAGCAACGUCGACUCCGACGGCGACGGCAAUGUCAACUUCGAGGAAUUCAAGAAGAUGAUGGCUCGCUCCUAGAUUCGAAACGGUACGUUUUAUUUUCCUCACGUUUGUUAGGGUUUUAGAUUUAGUAAUAGCUAGGUAAGAAUUGCACAUAAAGUAGUCCACUUCUUCUGUACACUCUCUACCUUGCUAUGUUUGGUUUUAGCUUUUAGGUUAGGGGCGAAGAACUAGUAGUAUUUGUAGGAGACAGUUAAAUGCUGAUAACUUGUUUUAUGGAAAACCUGUGCUUCGUUUUGUUUAAUCCAUUGUCACUAACCUGUGGUUGCUUUUAA